This is a messenger RNA of Nerophis lumbriciformis (worm pipefish), 1659 nucleotides long. RefSeq names its product hyaluronan synthase 3 (gene has3). Gene Ontology annotation, biological process: extracellular matrix assembly; hyaluronan biosynthetic process; polysaccharide biosynthetic process. NCBI's taxonomy places the organism in Eukaryota, Metazoa, Chordata, Actinopteri, Syngnathiformes, Syngnathidae. Gene Ontology annotation, molecular function: hyaluronan synthase activity. Gene Ontology annotation, cellular component: plasma membrane. The record is from RefSeq and is a predicted model, not a curated record.
AUGCCCUCUCGCCUCAGGAAUGCGUUGAACAUUGGGGUCACCACCCUUUUUGCAGCGGUGGUCCUUUUCACCGUCCUGCUGGCCUAUGUCACAGGCUACCAGUUCAUCCAUACUGAGCAGCACCACCUGUCCUUUGGCCUCUAUGGUGCCUUCCUCUCCCUCCACCUUCUCCUCCAGAGCCUUUUUGCCUACCUGGAACAUCGGCGGAUGAAGGCGCCCAUCUGUCCUCAGCACCUGCGUCGCUCCGUGGCCCUCUGCGUCGCCGCCUACCAGGAGGACCCGGACUACUUGAGGAAGUGUCUCCGCAGCAUCAGGCGGAUUUCUUACCCCGGACUCAAAGUGGUGCUGGUGGUCGAUGGGAACCGACUGGAGGACCGUUACAUGAUGGACAUUUUCCAGGAGGUGAUGGGCGGGGCCGAUCAGGCCGGCUGCAUGGUGUGGAAGGGGAACUACCACAGUGACGGGAGCGGAGGGAUGAGGAGCACGGUUCACAUGGAGGAGGCGGCGCGGGUGACUCGGCUGGUCAGAGGCUGUCGCUUUUCCUGCGUCAUGCAGGAGUGGGGAGGGAAGAGGGAAGUGAUGUACACGGCCUUUAAAGCCCUGGGGGACACUGUGGAUUAUGUACAGGUGUGUGACUCAGACACCGUUCUAGAUCCAGCAUGUACCAUAGAGAUGCUGAAGAUCCUUGAGGAGGACCUACGAGUGGGAGGGGUUGGUGGAGAUGUGCAGAUCCUCAACAAGUACGACUCAUGGAUCUCCUUCCUGAGCAGCGUCCGCUACUGGAUGGCCUUCAACAUCGAGCGAGCCUGCCAGUCCUACUUUGGAUGCGUCCAGUGUAUCAGCGGUCCUCUGGGGAUGUACAGGAACUCCCUUCUCCAGAGUUUCCUGGAGGCCUGGUACCAUCAGACUUUCCUGGGCUCCAAGUGCAGCUUUGGUGAUGACCGCCACCUCACCAACCGCGUGCUGAGCUUCGGCUACAAGACAAAGUAUACGGCACGGUCGCAGUGCCAGACCGAAACGCCGACCGAGUACUUGCGCUGGCUGAACCAGCAGACGCGCUGGAGUAAGUCCUACUUCCGCGAGUGGCUCUACAACGCUCUGUGGUUCCACAAGCACAGCCUAUGGAUGACCUACGAGUCAGUGGUCACCGGAUUCUUCCCUUUCUUCCUGGUAGCCACGGUCAUCCAUCUUUUCUACCGUGGAAGGCUGUGGAACAUCUUGCUCUUCUUGCUGACCGUCCAGCUGGUGGGGAUGCUGAAGGCGACCUACGCCUGUUUCCUGCGCGGUAGCCUGAUCAUGAUCUUCAUGUCGCUCUACUCUCUGCUCUACAUGUCCAGCUUGCUCCCCGCUAAAAUAUUCGCCUUGCUCACCAUCAACAAAGCCGGGUGGGGCACUUCCGGUCGCAGGAAGAUCGUUGUCAACCUAAUCGGCGCCGUUCCUGUCACGGUGUGGGCGCUGGUGCUGCUCGGAGGCGUGGCGUACACCGUUUACUGUGAAGCACAGCAGCCGUUGAGCGAAUCCGAAAAGGCCUUGUUGAUAGCGGGGACGAUACUGUACGCCUGCUACUGGCUCAUUUUGCUGGUGCUCUACCUCGCAAUUGUCGCCAAACGAUGCACCAAGAGAGAGGAACAGUAUCACCUGUCGUACGUGGAGGCAUAA